CGACUCAGAUUUGCAACAGUAUGCUUAAACGGAAUGCCACCAAUGUUAUAUCAUAUUUCAUCCACGUCAUGGAGCAGAACAAAGAUAAACAAUUUAUUUUAGCACCAUAUCAUCAAGAAUCACAUUGGUUACUUUUGGUGAUUUGCAUGCGCUCAAAAAACGUAUGUUUCUUGGAUCCCUUGCCUUCUGAUCGCGACAUUGGUGAAAUUAAAGCUUCUAUUAAUUUGGCAUUUCGCUCUGUUCCUACGAAUGGACGAAUUAAGAACAUCGAUUGGAAGCCAUGCAAAUGCCCGAUACAACCUGGAGAUUAUGAGUGUGGAUAUUAUGUCAUGCGAUACAUGUUUGAUAUCGUGACAAAAUAUUCAUCUAUUGAUGAUUUGGAUAAGGCAUUUGAAAGCGAUAGUCCGUACUCCAUCAAUGACAUAAAUGAGAUUCGGGAGCAAUGGGUAAAAUACUUCUUUUCGGAGUGCGUGUAA
Messenger RNA from Ipomoea nil (Japanese morning glory), 476 nucleotides. RefSeq lists its product as uncharacterized. Gene Ontology annotation, biological process: proteolysis. Gene Ontology annotation, molecular function: cysteine-type peptidase activity. The transcript is spliced from 5 exons. NCBI's taxonomy places the organism in Eukaryota, Viridiplantae, Streptophyta, Magnoliopsida, Solanales, Convolvulaceae. The record is from RefSeq and is a predicted model, not a curated record. Bases 21 to 476 code for a protein of 151 amino acids.